This is a messenger RNA of Leopardus geoffroyi (Geoffroy's cat), 1359 nucleotides long. RefSeq names its product chromosome B1 C4orf51 homolog (gene CB1H4orf51). NCBI's taxonomy places the organism in Eukaryota, Metazoa, Chordata, Mammalia, Carnivora, Felidae. Bases 559 to 1038 code for a protein of 159 amino acids. The record is from RefSeq and is a predicted model, not a curated record. The transcript is spliced from 3 exons.
GGUGAGGUCUGAGUUGCUGCUUAUCUUAACAGCUCCUGGGGUGACUUUAGUUGUGUAGCCAGCUGAAGCACCAUUGCUCUAUCACGUAGGAGAAGCUGUCUGAGUCACCUGUUAUUGUUGACAUCACAAGCAGUUCAUUUUGCUUCCAGAUCCUUGGAACCCGGUCUUUAGAAAAAAAUGAAUGCUUGGCACUGUUCUUUUAUCUCAUUUCCACCUCUUAAACCACCCUCAUUAGGAUUCACUAUUUUAUUUAGGAAAGCAGUUUCCCCCUGCUUUCUUGACAUAAUUUGCGGCAGUAUAUUGCUCAGAGCAAAGGCCAGAACGUUCUAUACCUUAUGCAUUUGCUAGUUAAAAUCUGGGGCUUGGGGGUAGAAUUUGUGGAAUUUUGCGUUCUGUUGCUUGGCAACUUUAAGAGAGUUAAGCCUAUACAUUCUGUGAGCAUCAGAGUUACAAAGUUUGGUGAGCCCAGUCAAUUAUUUCUUGAUACUAAAAAGAAAUUAGUUCUCCAUUAUGUAGAGGGCUUGAAAAGUUGUCAUUCAGAGCAGGGCAUCCGUAGCGAUGUCACACUUCUUCUACUUGACUCCACAAAUUAUUCUGCCCUUCAGCCCUCUCACCUCUCAAGAGUUCGAUCUGAUCAGACGCAAGGCUGGCAUAUCUUGGCAGAAUGAAGCAAGGUGGUCACAUUCCUCUGUGACGACAUAUGCAGGCAGUUACCGGAAAAAACAACUGGAUGAGUCCACAUGCAGCCGAUUUUCUCUUAAAGCAGGACAGCAUUGGCCUGAGUGUAACCAAUGGAAGAAAAUGCAGGAACAAUCCCUACUCCCGCCCAAGAAUCAGGUCUUGGCAACUUGGCAACUUCACUCCCAGUUCCGUGCAGAAAGUAACCUCAGUGGAAGGGCAAGGGCUAACAACCAGGCCAUUUUUCUCCAGCUUCAGGAACCGUGUAAUUCGGCCAGCAAGGUUGGCUCGUCUGAAGACUCAGAAAGUGAUCAGUACUCCGUUUAUAGCCUGGGAGGACCGUUCUCGUCACUGAGCUGAGUCGGAAAACCCAGUCCCAGAGCUGGAGGCCUGCAGCUUCGUUUAGUUAAAGACUUUGAGCUCUGACCAGUGUGAGCAACAUUUGCAUCUCCUCUUUUAUAGAUCCAGCGAUCAAGAAAGAAUUUAUCAAUAGAUCUGCUACCUCAUAAAGAAGAGGUCUUGGUUGAUGACUUGAGUCCAUUCAGAGCUUGGACAGGGGAAGAUUGUACACCUUAGUCCCCACAGUCACUGCACUUUAUUUACCCCAGGGACUGCUUUUUGGAUACCUGCUUUGUUACUUAACGGUAGUUAUUUGCAAAAUAAACCUCAUUUUGUGUAGGA